This is a messenger RNA of Charadrius vociferus (killdeer), 1831 nucleotides long. It is a transcript of the gene UCKL1, whose product is annotated as uridine-cytidine kinase 1-like 1. Gene Ontology annotation, molecular function: ATP binding; kinase activity. The coding region runs from base 236 to 1531 and encodes 431 amino acids. Lineage: Eukaryota; Metazoa; Chordata; Aves; Charadriiformes; Charadriidae. Gene Ontology annotation, cellular component: cytoplasm. The transcript has 14 exons. The record is from RefSeq and is a predicted model, not a curated record.
CAGCAGUGCCGAAUCCUUAGACCGGCUGUACCCCGCGGUGGGCUCCACCAAACCACCCCGAAAGCGGACCACUAGCCAGUGCAAGUCGGAGCCACCCCUGCUGCGGACCAGCAAGAGGACCAUCUACACAGCUGGCCGGCCACCGUGGUACAAUGAGCACGGGACACAGUCCAAAGAGGCCUUCGUGAUAGGCCUGGGAGGAGGCAGUGCCUCUGGGAAGACCACGGUGGCCACCAUGAUCAUUGAGGCUCUUGAUGUCCCUUGGGUGGUUCUGCUGUCCAUGGACUCCUUCUACAAGGUGUUGACCAAGCAGCAGCAGGAGCAGGCAGCCAGCAAUGACUUCAACUUUGACCACCCCGAUGCCUUUGACUUUGACCUCAUCAUCGCCACCCUGAAGAAGCUGAAGCAAGGCAAGAGCGUGAAGAUCCCCAUCUACGACUUCACCACCCACAGCCGGAAGAAGGAAUGGAAAACCCUAUAUGGCGCCAACGUGAUUAUCUUUGAAGGCAUCAUGGCGUUCGCGGACAAGGAGCUCCUGAAGCUCCUUGAUCUGAAGAUAUUCGUGGACACAGACUCGGACAUCCGCUUGGUGCGUCGCUUGCGCAGGGACAUCAGCGAGCGUGGCCGUGACAUUGAGGGUGUCAUCAAGCAGUACAAUAAGUUUGUCAAGCCCGCCUUCGACCAGUACAUCCAGCCCACCAUGCGGCUGGCCGACAUCGUCGUGCCCCGAGGGAGUGGAAACACAGUGGCCAUCGACCUGAUCGUUCAGCAUGUCCACAGCCAGCUGGAAGAGCGUGAACUCAGUGUCAGGGCCGCCUUGGCCUCUGCCCACCAGUGCCACCCCCUUCCUCAGACCCUCAGUGUGCUGAAGAGCACCCCUCAGGUGAGGGGCAUGCACACCAUCAUCAGAAACAAGGAGACGAGCAGAGAUGAGUUCAUUUUCUACUCCAAGAGGCUGAUGCGGUUGCUGAUUGAGCACGCGCUCUCCUUGCUCCCGUUCCAGAGUUGCACAGUCCAGACCCCGCAGGGACAGGACUACGAAGGGAGGACAUACAGCGGAAAGCAAAUCACCGGGGUGUCUAUCCUGCGGGCGGGCGAGACCAUGGAGCCGGCGCUGCGAGCGGUAUGCAAGGACGUCCGCAUCGGGACCAUCCUCAUCCAGACCAACUGCAACACGGGCGAGCCGGAGCUCCACUACCUGCGGCUGCCGAAGGACAUCAGCGAAGACCACGUCAUCCUGAUGGACUGCACGGUCUCCACGGGCGCAGCAGCCAUGAUGGCAGUGCGGGUGCUGCUGGAUCAUGAUGUCCCAGAAGACAAGAUCUUCCUCCUCUCCCUGCUUAUGGCGGAGAUGGGUGUCCACUCAGUCGCCUAUGCUUUCCCCCGGGUGAAGAUCAUCACCACAGCUGUGGACAAGAAGGUGAAUGACCUUUUCCGGAUAAUCCCCGGCAUCGGGAACUUCGGUGAUCGGUACUUUGGGACGGACGCUCCUCCCGACUGGAGCGACGAUGAAGAUGCUCUUAGCACUUAGCUGGAUGUGGAGGUGCCACUGGCGCCAGGCAGCUUCAGCACCGCACCUUAACCCCUUCUGUCCAUCGCAGAGAUUUCUCCUUCCUCCUCACCAAGCAUAGAUAUUUUUUUCAAAUCGUACAUUGGAGAUCUAGGGCAUAUUUUUUCAAAGAAACAUAAAUCCUAGUUUGACUUUGUGGACAGUCACGUGUCCCAGCAUAGAGUGGAGUUAAUUUAUUUUAAUUUAAAUAUUUGCCUAUAUAACUUAUUGGAGAUAUUUUAUAAAGAAAAAUAAUAAAUUUUUUUCUCUGGUUUUCUUGAA